AAGUACAGACCACAUUCAAUUGAAAACUCCGCUGCAGAUAAGACGUAAAAAAAAACAUUCCGUGUCCAUUUUGUGCAAAUUAUUGUUUCAACUAUGUCCAGUUCACGACGAGGCACUCCAUCAUCCAAAUCAACCAUUACAUUGGUGAAAAAACCACCAAUAUCUAAAUCCAAGCGAGCUGGAGUCAUUUUCCCAGUUGUACGUUUGCGCAACAAGAUGAAAGCUGGCCAAUAUGCGAAAAGAAUUCAAGUUGGCGGUUCCGUUUACUUGGCCGGCGUGCUCGAGUACUUGACGGCCGAAGUGAUGGAAUUGGCCGGAAAUGCCGCGCGUGACUACAAACGAAAACGAGUGAUUCCACGGCACAUCUUGCUGGCGGUUAAAAGUGACGCCGAAUUAAGUUCGUUACUCAACGACGUAACGUUUUCACAGGGUGGCGUGUUGCCAUUCAUUCAUACCGUGUUGCUACCCAAACGGACUCAACAAAAGAAGUCGCAUGGCAGCGAGGAAAUGUGAUCACAUAUCGAAAGAAAUCAAAGCAUUUGUAAUGCUGAAAAUUUAACUAAUUUUUGACACGUGCUAUAACCUACCGGUUAAUAAAAUUUCGUACUAUAAA
Molecule: messenger RNA, 613 nt
Organism: Bradysia coprophila
Lineage: Eukaryota; Metazoa; Arthropoda; Insecta; Diptera; Sciaridae
Product: histone H2A-like
Cellular component (GO): nucleosome
Molecular function (GO): DNA binding; structural constituent of chromatin; protein heterodimerization activity
Source: RefSeq, a predicted model, not a curated record